UAUCUCACUUGCUUGGGUGCACGUAGGCGCAAAUACGUACGUACAGACGCCAAGGCCGGAAGUGGGGAGCAUGUUAUUUCAAUGGAGGGGUUGCUUUCGAAAAAGGUUAAUGUUGUCAUAACUGAAGCUGGUGAAACAAGCAGAGGCCGCGACAAUUCCGGCCUGCGGAGGCGGAUCCUUGAAAUCGGCGAGGAAGCCAGCGAGCUGAAAAAAAAGAGGUUUGAGAAACUGCGGAAAUCAAAACCAGAUCAUCCCAGUAUUAAUACGCCAAAUGGAGGUCAAAAGGCCACACCAAAAAUACAAAAGGUUCCGCUGUUGCUGCAAGAUCACAAACAUUUCGACAAGUAUUUCAAGCCAAGGAUAGUUGCAAUCGGUCCUAUCCAUCAUGGUGAGCCAAAAUACGAGCCAGCAGAGGCGUACAAGCUUAGAAUGGCGUACUCCUUCGUCGAAGACAGUCGUACAAAAGAUGAGAUUUUGUACGACAUUGUUGAGAAGAACAUCGAGCAACUGAGGCAGUGCUUCGACGACAAGGUGACCGAGAAAUAUAGCGAUCAGGCCCUCGCCUGGAUGCUGUUUGUGGACGGGUGUGCAAUAUUACAGUCCAUCCAUUGUGCUGUUAGCAAUAACUGCAAAGACUGGACAAUGAAAUACGAUCUGAUGGCCUUUACGAAACAGGAUUUAUUCCUGUUGGAGAAUCAACUUCCUUAUCAGCUCCUUGUGGAUUUGAUGAAUUCCAGCGCAAAGAUAGCUGAAUUGGAGAAGUGCAUCACAAUCUUCAUCAAUCAGCAGGCCGUAUACAGUAAGUCGCAGCCGAGCCAGAAUGGAUUACCGACUACGGAAAGGCCAAUCCAUCUUCUCGAUCUCCUCCGGACGAAAAUCAUGAAAGGCAAUCCACAAAGUGAUGACAGCAAGCAGAACGGGGAACGAUUAAAGUUGACUUAUCGCAACGUGGAGGAGCUUAGAGCAGCAGGAAUCUAUAUGAACUGCAAUGAUAGUGAUGAUCCCUUGACAACAAUACGUUUUAAUAGAUUACUCGGUUUCUACCCGGGAUACCUCUGGCUUUCUCCAAUAACAGUUGAUGACGGAAUGGGGCCCAAGUUCUUGAAUUUGAUAGCCUACGAGAUGUGUCCGGAUUUCUACAACAAGUUCGAGAUCACCUCAUACAUAUUAUUCCUGGAUUCACUCAUUGAUAACAUCAAAGACGUAAUGGAGUUGAGGAAUAAGGGAAUACUCAAGAACUGCCUUGGCAGCGACAAGGAAGUGGCUCGACUCUUCAAUGAGAUCGGCACCGACUUGAUUCCUGACCCCGACGCAUAUGGUGAUGUCAAAGAUGCCAUUCAGAGACACUACGAUGCUACGUGCAUGAACUGGAUUGCUGAAGCCUUCCACGAGCAUUUCAGAAGCCCCUGGGCAAUCAUGGCUUUUUCGGCCGCCAUAAUAGUACUCAGCCUAACUUUCAUACAGACUUGGUUCGCAUUCAAAGAAGACAGAGGUAAUUCCCGACCCCGAGUUCGGCGCUAGUUGCGAGUUGAUCACCAUCAUGCAUGCAUCGUGAAAAUAAUUUUUAUGAUUUGGAGAGAGGCAUAUAAAUAUAACAGAUACAUUUUAUCAUUUAAAUCUACAAGAUCUACCUAUUAUACUUAUUUCUCUUUAAGUUAUAAAAUAUAUUUGAAAAAAAAAAAACUUAUAAAGUCCGCGCUAGUUCACGUAGCUCUUUUGAAUUACAUGCAUCCUGCAACGACCAUGUCGUUUGCAGUGUCUUGGCAUUUUAAAUAAAUAUGAAGUUUAAAUAAGUGAGGAGCUGUGUGGAGUACUGUAUGAUCUGGUAUUAAUUAUUGAUUUGUACGUGUAGUG
Molecule: messenger RNA, 1854 nt
Organism: Juglans microcarpa x Juglans regia
Lineage: Eukaryota; Viridiplantae; Streptophyta; Magnoliopsida; Fagales; Juglandaceae
Product: UPF0481 protein At3g47200-like
Exons: 2
Coding region: 82-1521 (479 amino acids)
Source: RefSeq, a predicted model, not a curated record